AGCCAAUCGUCCGCGCUAGCCGACUUUCUGCGCGCUGGAUUCUCACUUCUUCCUGGAGAACCGAAGACGCUACAGUGGUAUGCUCUGAAGUACGAGAGCGCUUCGCCGACGUAUGCGAUCUUUGAUACGUUCGCUGAGGAGGAAGGACGGGCAGCACAUCUGAAUGGUGAGAUUGAAUCAGCACUUGUUGCCAACGCGCCAACCUUGGUCGCUGGAGCUCCACAGAUCAACAAGGCCCAAGUUCUAGCAAGUAAAGUUCAGAAAGCAGACGUCAAGCUUGGACUACGCGUCCUAGCAGAGGCGAAACCGAAUAAAGUCGAGGAUGCCAAGCAAUUCCUUAUCGUACGUCUUCUCGUUCAGUUGUUGAAUUUCAAAUUUCAAAUUCAGGGAGAGGCUCUGACAUGA
Fomitiporia mediterranea MF3/22 is the source of this 405-nucleotide messenger RNA. RefSeq lists its product as uncharacterized. Lineage: Eukaryota; Fungi; Basidiomycota; Agaricomycetes; Hymenochaetales; Hymenochaetaceae. The record is from RefSeq and is a predicted model, not a curated record. The annotation marks the transcript as partial. The transcript has 2 exons.